Messenger RNA from Patiria miniata (bat star), 1809 nucleotides. RefSeq lists its product as uncharacterized. The transcript is spliced from 12 exons. The coding region runs from base 157 to 1809 and encodes 550 amino acids. NCBI's taxonomy places the organism in Eukaryota, Metazoa, Echinodermata, Asteroidea, Valvatida, Asterinidae. The record is from RefSeq and is a predicted model, not a curated record.
AGUUAAUGCAUACAUUGUAUGCGAGGAAAACUGUCGAUCGGUGGCGCUUUUCAAGAUGGCUACUGUACUACGAGCUAAUCCGAGCAAAUCGUACGAAAUACAUCGACUUUUUUCAACGUCCUAGUACAUCACUAGUGAGCUACAAGUACAGUGAAGAUGCCUAAAUAUCGGCCAAACGUUUUUAAGCACAAAGUCACUGUUCUCUCUCGGUCAUCAAAGGGAGGAAGAUUUAAGCGGAAGGAUGUACCCCUGAAGGACCUUUUUUCAUCAGGGCCCUCAGAUACCCAACAGAAGCCUCAGGAAAUCCAACAUGAAAUAAGUGUUGCUCCCUGUACCUCUUCCACCUUUUCUGUGAAUGUGGAGGAAGAGGCUGUAAACACGAGGAAAUAUGCUGCGAAGAAAAUAAAGCAGUGCAAUGCAUGGGUAGGCAAGAGGCUCUUAUUAGAGAAUGCCUUCUUUGAGAGCAGUGCUCCUCAUCUUCCAUGUUGCUCCUGUGGGACAGAUGAGGGAGACAGAGUACUGUGUCUUGACUGUGGCCCACAAGUCGUCCGCUGCAUUGACUGCACAAUGAGCUACCAUGAAGAUAGCAAUCAUCUCCACAAGCCGCAGUUGAUUUUGGAUGGAAUUUUGCAACCUUUUCCUCUCAAACCUUACCUGCGGAGAGUGGACCAUGACUGUGACAGUCGUUCCCGCAAGACAAUCCAGGUGUUUGAUGAAAAAGGACGACUUCACAACUGCUGGCUAGUUACAUGCUCAUGUGAGGAAGAAUGUGCUUCUUUAGUCCGGUUAAACUUAUGGCCAGCCUCACCAGACCAACCACGGGUAGCUUUUCACAUGGAUUUGAUGAACCUACUGCAUUUCCUCCUUCUAGAGGGGCAUAUGUCACUGAAAGGUGCAUGCCAAUCCUUGGGCUGUAGAAACGGACUUCCAUUGCAUGAGGUCAAUUUAUUGUAUCUCAACUUGGUCAGUGAAUGCUUUGAGGAGUACCGGUAUUUUCGUUACCGGUGCCACAACCUAAAUGCAGUGCUGGAUGAAGACAUUAAGUGCCCAGCUUGUCCAAAGGAAAAUGGUGACUUGUUUGUUAGUCUAGACGCCAACUUCGGUCUUGUUAGGAAGCGAAGCUCAGGCGUGAGCUACACCGAUGCAAAACACAAGUCCCUCCUGUUUGCCCCGCAGGAGGACGUAGACCACUUUGUAAACGUGUACGAUGACCACAAUAUUUCUAAUGACUGCAGCAACUUCCAAGCCGGCGACGUUCUUCGUGCCAAAAACAAAACCAAAAAACUGGACACAACAGGUGUCUUUGGAGCGUCGUGUCGGCAUGGUUUUCCCCUGUCAUUUCUCAACCUGCGUCAUGGAGAACGACUCGCAUAUGCAGCUUUCACCAUAGACUGCAUACUGGAGAAAGCACAACCAUCCGUCAAGCUUCAUGUCAUCUAUGAUAUUGCCUGUACGCUCACUGCCCACUUCAAGAAAAAAAAGGACAAGAAGCUUGAGCUGGAUAUGGCACUCCCUGUGUUCCAUGCCUAUGGGCACAAAAUGGCUUGCCAGGUGGCAUACAGCACCAGAUGGCGCUGCGGUUACGGGCUGACAGAUGGGGAGGUGAUGGAGAGGCUCUGGUCCUACUUAAGGCGCUUCUCAUCUAUAACCAAGGAGAUGACACCAGCCCAUAGAGAAGACCUUCUUACAGAUGCUCUUCUGCAUUACAGCCGUCGGAAAAGAGCUGACAUUGGCAGCAGCCUUGUACUUUUGAUGGACAGAGCAGUUAGAGUUAAAGAGGAUUCUAGCAAAGCACUUGAGGAAAUAUAG